Messenger RNA from Synchiropus splendidus (mandarinfish), 1307 nucleotides. Its product is annotated as bone morphogenetic protein 2-B-like. The record is from RefSeq and is a predicted model, not a curated record. Gene Ontology annotation, molecular function: growth factor activity; cytokine activity. Gene Ontology annotation, biological process: SMAD protein signal transduction. The transcript is spliced from 5 exons. The coding region runs from base 1 to 1122 and encodes 373 amino acids. NCBI's taxonomy places the organism in Eukaryota, Metazoa, Chordata, Actinopteri, Syngnathiformes, Callionymidae. Gene Ontology annotation, cellular component: extracellular region.
AUGAACAGAGGAGCUCUGCGCGUUGUGAUGCUCCUGCUCCUCCAGGUCAGAUGCGCCAUGGCGCUCGCGUUACCGCCUGGGAGGGUGACCAGCGGGCAAGCGGACCAGUCGCAGGACGCUGUGUUCCAUCUGAAGGAUUUACCUCGGGGUCCGGCUGUGGCCCCCCACAAGAAGGCGCCGCAGUUCAUGCUGGAUCUUUUCAACGCCGUUUCAGUGACUGAGGGGACGCCGAAGAGCCAAAAGGAGAUUCUGGACGGAAACAUCGUACGAAGUUUUGAGGAUAAAGGUCACUCCGGCGAGAGGUUCCACUUCUUCAAUUUGUCGUCUUUUGGCAGAGACGAGAAGAUGAUAAAAGCAGAGUUUCGUUGGUUCAGAAAGAAACAAAAGCAUUACCUGGGGAAACCAUUCCGGCCUCAUUUUUAUAAGGUGGAUCUGUACGAGGUGCUCGACAGUCAAGUGAAACCAUGGAGAGGAAACCUCAUCACUUCCAGGCUGGUGCCACUGUACACACAAGGAUGGGAGGUCUUCAACGUCACUCAAACGGUGUCCAAGUGGAUCAGAAACAGCCUGGAGAACAACGGCAUCUUGGUGGUCACCACGCUUCCAUCUGGAGACUGGCUGGAGUUAUUCUCAAGACAGAAUGGAGAGCUGCUGGAAACAAACUCCUACUUGGUCAUAUUUUCUGAUGACGGGAAAAUAGGCGGAUCAAACCAGUCGUUUUUUGGACCAACAGCACCCCAGCAUCACCACCUCAACAGACGCCGUCGUGGCGCUCCGGGGUCCACCCCACAAAACCACUCCCAGUCCUGUCGCAGGGUCCCCCUUUUCGUGGACUUCGAGGAGAUCGGCUGGUCGGGCUGGAUCAUUUCACCGCGGGGAUACAACGCCUACCACUGCAAAGGCUCCUGCCCGUUCCCACUGGGUGGAAGCCUGCGGGCCACCAACCACGCGACGGUGCGCUCCAUCAUGCACGCCCUGAAGCUCUCCACUGAAGACGUGGGCGCACCCUGCUGCGUCCCGGACAAACUUCAGUCCAUCAGUCUGUUGUAUUUCGACGAUGAAGAGAACGUGGUGCUGAAGCAGUACGACGACAUGGUGGCAUUAAGUUGUGGAUGCCACUGACCAACCCAUGUCACCCAUUCAACCACUAAGUGCGAAUGCUGCUAUUAUGCACACUAGUCGACGCGACUUGUGUCAGGUGUAUUUCUCCACAUUAAACCUGAAACUAUUUUUUUUUUGCAUUUGAUAUCUGGUCAUGUGAUCUUAUCAUGCAAAUGUAGCAUUAAAUUGUUUCACUGUAUAUAGCU